AUGUCUUCAAAUAAAUCCCUCAGUUUAGAAUCUCUUAAGGUCGAAAUUAACGCCCUAGCAGAACAAGUUCAACGCCAAAAUAAAGUGGUUGCGGAUACUGGACGACGAUUAAUUUCGAUUGAAAUUGAUAAGGAACGGAAAUCAAUUGAUAGCCUGCCAACUAUCUCACUUCCGGAGGAGCUUAUUUCAACUGUCCCUUCAUCUAAGCCAAAAAGCGUAUCAUUUUCAAAAGAGGAAAAUAAUAAUCUUGAAUUAGAUGGUGACGGCGAAGGAAAUGCCUAUAUUAGAGGAGACGACAUUGUUGAACUUGUUACUGAGCUUCAAGGACAGCUUGAUUUACUAGAAGCUCGAAGCAUUAGAAGAACUGCAAACGCUUUUCUUACUAAAGACACUGAUAUUAUUGCACCCUUACCUGGCACUGAUGGCUCAAUCCCAGGAGAACAUUUCACACCAAAUGACAUUCAAGAAGAUCAAGACGAAGAAACAGCGCUGCCAUUUCUUAAAAUCCCUUUCCCAAAAACGCUCAAAGAGUUUCGAGAACUUUCACGCGCAGACGUCGAAGUCUGGUGCAAAUUUUACGAACUUUUGCCCCCCGAUGAAGCGGAAAUCGCCGAGUUAUUAUCACAUGCGGGCACUACUCUCGAGUCCCUUGAACUCUCCCUUGCCUCUUCGACGUUAUCAAACUUGUCUGACAAUUCAACGAAGGGGCUUAAAGGUACAGAGAGCCUUCCAGAAGCACAAAAUGAUGAGAAUGAGAAGUCAACAAAGAAGGCAGCUGAACAAAAUGAGAAUCAGGAUUCCCAUGAAAACCAUCAGCAUGGAGGAGUUUGUGGAAGUAAUGAACGCUGUGAAUACUCUGGAAAUGACAAAAACUCUAAAAGCGUUGAGCAACCUGGAAAUAAUAAGUGUGGACUCUCCCAAAAACUUGGAGGAUCAGCAGAGUCGGAUUUAAAUUUGAUUGAAGGAGAUUCCGCUUCUGCUUCUCUACCUACUGAGGAAGAGUCCAAUACACAUUUUGACGAGCUUGCUAGAUUUCUUGGGAUUCGGAUGCGAAGAACAAAAAAUGUCUGGUAA
Messenger RNA from Magnusiomyces paraingens, 1074 nucleotides. RefSeq lists its product as uncharacterized. Bases 1 to 1074 code for a protein of 357 amino acids. NCBI's taxonomy places the organism in Eukaryota, Fungi, Ascomycota, Dipodascomycetes, Dipodascales, Dipodascaceae. The transcript has 2 exons. The record is from RefSeq and is a predicted model, not a curated record.